UCAGCAUGUUCGUCUACGUCUUCUACCGCCUGGCAGCUGCAUCGCUCUUCCUCACGCCCUUGGCUAUCCUUCUUGAAAGUCAAAACAAAGUGUUUUGGAGAAAUGCACCGCCAAUGUCUUUCCGGUUGCUUGCCAAGAUGUUCUUGUACGCGCUAGUCGGGAACACAUUGAGCAUGAUCCUGUACAACGGCAGCCUCAAGUACACCUCUGCAACGGUGGCAUCUGCGAUGUGCAACUCCAUCCCUGCCAUCACCUUCUUCCUCGCGCUGCUCAUGAGGAUGGAGGUGAUCAAGUUUAGGAGCUCGUCGGGCAUGGCCAAGACCGCCGGCAUCGCGCUCUGCCUCGCCGGAGUACUCGUCGUCGCCCUGUGCGCCGGCCGGCCACUGAGCCCUCUCGGCCGUCACCGCGUGCUUGCCAGCCACGGCGACAGGCAGGCCGCCGAGCAUGUCUCCAAGGGCGUGUGGAUCGCGGGGACGUUUGUGAUGCUGCUUAGCUGCGUGGGAUGGUCCCUCUGGAUCGUCUUCCAGGGGCUGCUGCUGAAGGAGUACCCGAACAAGCUGCUCGCGACCCUGAUCCAGUGCCUGUUCGGCGCGAUGCAGUCGGGCCUUGUCGCGGCGGUCGCGGAGAGGGGUCACCCCUCCAGAUGGAAGCUCGGGCUGGAUCUCUCCCUGGUCGCCGUUGCAUACUCUGGCAUCGUCGGGACGGGCGCCUGCUACUACCUGCAGACGUGGUGCGUGGGCAUGGAGGGCCCCGUGUUCCUGGCCAUGUGGAACCCCUUGAGCCUGCUGCUCACCGUCCUCUGCUCCUCGCUCUUGGGGGAGACCGUCCACCUCGGAAGUAUCUUGGGUGGGAUUCUGCUGGUUGGGGGCCUCUACUGCGUGCUCUGGGGCAAGAACAAGGAGGAAACACUAGCGGCCAUGGCAUCAGGUCAUCUAGAGCAGAGUAGAGAGCAAGGUGAUGCAGAUGCCGCGAGUUGUACUAGUACUUCCGUAAUCUUCAAAAACCAAGAUGAAGAUAAGGAGGCCGGAGGACGCCUCGAGCCAUUCAAUCACAUAACCUAGC
Messenger RNA from Panicum hallii, 1062 nucleotides. Its product is annotated as WAT1-related protein At5g64700-like. Gene Ontology annotation, molecular function: transmembrane transporter activity. The coding region runs from base 6 to 1061 and encodes 351 amino acids. Gene Ontology annotation, cellular component: plasma membrane. The record is from RefSeq and is a predicted model, not a curated record. The transcript is spliced from 7 exons. NCBI's taxonomy places the organism in Eukaryota, Viridiplantae, Streptophyta, Magnoliopsida, Poales, Poaceae.